Candoia aspera is the source of this 2710-nucleotide messenger RNA. RefSeq lists its product as uncharacterized. The transcript is spliced from 12 exons. Gene Ontology annotation, cellular component: plasma membrane. The record is from RefSeq and is a predicted model, not a curated record. Bases 1 to 1752 code for a protein of 583 amino acids. Gene Ontology annotation, biological process: ephrin receptor signaling pathway; axon guidance. Lineage: Eukaryota; Metazoa; Chordata; Lepidosauria; Squamata; Candoiidae. Gene Ontology annotation, molecular function: ephrin receptor binding.
AUGCCGGUGGCUGAGAAUUCUCGCUUUGGUUGCCUGCUCCCCAGCGACGUGGAGCUGUUGAACCGAAUUAAAUCCUCAUUUGUCCAAGGACCAGGGAAAGCCCAGCCGGUUGAUAGCUUUGCACCUGAAGCCCAGGGACAGGGCCCAGAUCUUAGCCGGCCUGGCGUAGCUUUCCCUGGAUCUCUGGGGGAAUUCGCGGAGCACGGCGUAGCGGUCUGGGAUGAGGGUCAGGGUGGCGGGAGCCCUUAUGGUGCCCAGCCGCCCUCAUGCCGGGGCCUCUGUGCCACCCCGGCGGUGCAGUGCUCCCGCCUGCAUCUUCUCACACCCACUACAACAUGUCCUCAAGUGCUUCUGAAUGGCAUGUGGUCGCCCGGCACCCGUCUCCCAAUCCACAACAGGGGCUCUGGGGUGGCUCGCUUCCAACUUGCUAGCAUGUGGGAACGCAGCCGCCUGCCAUCAGCUCAGGAAAAUGAGUCAGAGCUGAAAAGCGACAAAGAGCCACCCCCUCACGCUCCACCAAGCCAGAUCCGAGCGGCCACGUUUGAUCCCGAUGGGUCGGGAAAAGGGUGGUGCCACAUUGGGCCUUGGGAUCCCUGCCUGUGUGGCACCAACCGUAGCGUAUGUGGCGGUGUGCGUUGCGGGGAAGUGCGCUUGCGUCUUCUCCAUCCGCAAACGCGCACUCUGCAAGGGGAGUUAUUUCUGUGCCACCAGGCGUGCAAGAGUGGGGUUUUCCCCCUCCUGCGCACGGGGAAGGGGGGGUCCCCAAAGGGGGCGUGGCGUCGGAGCCUGCCUCCCCGCGCGGGCCCCGCCCCUCCGGUGCCAAAGGAACCUAAGUCCUCGCUGAAAAGCUGGCGAAGGCGCAGCGUGGGGAGCCCGUGGGAAAACGCCGCGGCGCGCGGGCGGCGGGCGCGCGCCGGCGCGAGGGGGCGGUCCCGGGCCGGGGGCGCGCGAGGAGGAGCCGGGGCGGCGCUGGAGGCUUCGGCGGCGGCGGCGGCGGCGGCUGGGCAGCGCUCGGCUCCGGCGCUCCUCUCCGCUCCGCUCCGGGCGCGGGCUCGGCUCGGCGCGGCGGCCGGCCGGCCGGCGGGCGGGAUGGCCCGGCUCUCGCUGCCUCCGCUCUGCCCGCCGCUGCUGCUCCUGCUGCUCUGCCGCGGCGGCUUCGGCAACCGGCACGCGGUGCAUUGGAACAGCUCCAACCCGCACUUACGGCGGGAGGGUUACACGGUCCAGGUGAACGUCAACGAUUACCUGGACAUCUACUGCCCGCAUUACAACACCUCGGUGCCCGAGGGGCGCAUGGAACAGUACGUCCUCUACAUGGUGAGCCUGGAGGGGUACCAGACGUGUGACGUCAGCCAAGGCUUCAAACGCUGGGAGUGCAACCGCCCUCGUGCCCCGCACAGCCCCAUCAAGUUCUCGGAGAAGUUUCAGCGUUACAGUGCCUUCUCCCUGGGUUAUGAGUUCCACGCCGGCCAUGAAUAUUACUACAUCUCCACCCCGACACACAACCACCGCCGAUCCUGCUUGCGAAUGAAGGUUUUCGUCUGCUGCCGUUCCCCGUCGUUUCCUGGGGACAAGGCUGUCCCGACCCUUCCGCAGUUCACUAUAGGGCCCGAAGUGAAGAUCGAAGAUCUGGAUAAUUUCAACCCCGAGAUGCCCAAACUGGAGAAGAGUAUAAGUGGGACCAGUCCAAAACGGGAACACUUGCCUUUGGCUGUGUCUGCAUUCUUCCUUAUGAUUCUCCUGGCCUCCUAGCUGUGCGGAUUGGAGGGGAGGGGGCCCUGCGGCGGCCCCCUCCUCACACGGGCCCAGUCUCCUCCCCAAGGUUUCCUUGGCGUUGGUUGGCAAACAGAAAAAACAAAUAUUACAGUGAGAUUCCAGAGGGAGACACUUUAAGGCACGCGGUUGGGUGGGGAGGGUGGAGACGGGCAGAACAGCGGGCUUUCCUGGGCAUACCCUAACGCUCCUCCGUCCUGCCACGCCAGCGAAGGCAAAUCGUGGUCCCCACUGCGGCGUCCGUCUUCGCUUUCCGGCUCACCGCCACCUGCCGAGGGAGAAGCCUGCUUUCGGGGGAUGGGUCGUACCCAACCCCAGGCUCCAGAAAUUAAGACACCCCCCGGAAAAAUAAAAGGGGGGGCCGCUUUUUUUUCUUUUGAAUCAUUCCGCUCUUGUGGAACGCGGCACCUUUGGAUCGCAGGCCCGCGUCACCGCCGUCCCUUCGCCUCGUCCGGAAGAGCGAGCGGCCGGACCGGCGGAGUUGCCCGCAAGCGAGAUGCCCGGAAGGAUGGAGUCAGGACAUGGACAGUUUGUAAGCCUGGCCCUUUUCAGGAAGGGGGGGCCGGGGAAGGCCCCACCUGGCUGGGAGAGGGGCAUUGCGCCCCACGGCUUUUGACGUCCAAGAUUGGGGCGGCGCACCACCUCCCUGUGCCUCUCGAGCCGGAAGGAUGCCUGAUACCCAGGUUCUGGAGGGGGGGGGGAAUCCUGUACAUAUCUCAUACGUAUUCUGUACAAAAAAGGCACUCUCUUAUCGGUGUCUAUAGAUUAUAUAAAUUGUUCUUGUGGGGGGGCACGGGGCAGGCACUGGCCUGCCUGUUGAAGCCAGAGUCUUUUCUUUGGGGGGGGGCAGUUCUUCCCUUCUGUCUUCUGUGAAGACCAGACCUAUGCAAGCAGCACCGUCACUUUUUUUUUCCUUCGGGGCGGGGCGGGGGGGCAG